Molecule: messenger RNA, 2373 nt
Organism: Quercus robur (English oak)
Lineage: Eukaryota; Viridiplantae; Streptophyta; Magnoliopsida; Fagales; Fagaceae
Product: folate synthesis bifunctional protein, mitochondrial
Exons: 4
Coding region: 640-2181 (513 amino acids)
Biological process (GO): tetrahydrofolate biosynthetic process
Molecular function (GO): 2-amino-4-hydroxy-6-hydroxymethyldihydropteridine diphosphokinase activity; dihydropteroate synthase activity
Source: RefSeq, a predicted model, not a curated record
ACGAAAUGCUCACAUGCAUCUCACGUGAACUUCAAAAAUACCAAAUUAGCAAGGGGCUGAACCAGUUGAGAGGAGAGAGAAACCAAGGGUUCCUUCAGUUGAGACUUAGGAAGAGAGAUGAUCUAACAAGAAGAAUCAUCAUCGCCGACCGCCUCGCCGUCAAAAAGACAUCGUUGUUAUCGUCGUCGUAUAGCCGCUGGUAUGCCUUUUUAUUUUUCGCACUCUAUUUUCCAAUCCUCCAUGAUCUGCUAGAAAGGGAGACAACGCAAGUGCAUUUAUUCUGGUUUUGGUGGCGAUUUACUAUAAUUUUCCCCAAUGGGUGAUUUGUUCACAUUUUUUUGUUGGGAUUUGGUUGAUUUCGGUCCUGGUGGUUGACUUCUCUUGCUAGCUAUAUACUGGGUUUUUGUUAAAGAUCUUGUGCUUCCCAUAUGUUCGUCAAUAUUGCUCUGCAAAAUAGUGAAAGAACGCGCCGCCACCACCGACGGUGGUUGCGGAGAUUGAAAGAUAAAGAACAAACAACCAAUCAAUCGUGUGAGUGAGAGAGAGAUAGUAAAUCAACCGCUCCAAAUUUUCCCAGACUGAAAGGAAUUACUAUAAUAUUUACUUCAACUUAUACUUUGUUGAGCAGCCACUCUUGAUAUGAAUAUUUUGAAGCAGCUUGUGCCCACCAAACAUCACUUCAGUGGUUUAACCAAGCAUUGUAGAGCACUGCGUUCUUCCUACCUCCAUUCAUCCACAGAUGCCUCAGUUGAAGUUCAUUCUCCAGAGCAGGAGGUAGUGAUUGCUUUGGGAAGCAAUGUGGGAGACAGACUAGAUAAUUUUAAUAACGCCUUGGAGUUGAUGAACAAAUCAGGCAUAAAUAUUACAAGACAUGCUUGUUUGUAUGAAACAGCUCCAGCAUAUGUGACUGAUCAGCCUAGCUUUCUCAAUUCUGCGGUCAGAGCCGUUACUAAACUCGGCCCACAUGAAUUACUGGGAGUGCUCAAGCAAAUUGAAAAAGACAUGGGUCGUUCCAGUGGUAUAAGGUAUGGUCCAAGGCCAAUUGACUUGGAUAUAUUGUUUUAUGGAAAGUUCAAGGUCCACUCUGAUAUUCUUACCAUACCCCAUGAAAGAAUUUGGGAGAGACCAUUUGUAAUGGCCCCUCUAAUGGAUUUAUUGGGUUCAUCUGCUGAUUGUGAUACAGUUACUUGUUGGCAUUCCUUUUCACUGCUAUCUGGUGGACUUCUAGAGUUUUGGGAGAAAAUGGGUGGUGAAUCCCUUAUUGGAAAGGAAGGCAUGAAAAGGGUUUUACCCAUUAAAAGUGGUUUAUGGGACUGGUCACAGAGAACCUCUGUCAUGGGUAUCCUUAAUGUGACCCCAGAUAGUUUUAGUGAUGGAGGAAAGUUUGUCUCUGUGGAGGCUGCAGUUACUCAGGCCCGCUUGAUGAUUUCUGAAGGGGCUGAUAUGAUUGAUAUUGGUGCUCAAUCUACACGGCCAAUGGCCUCUAGGAUAUCUGCUGAAGAAGAAUUAGAUAGACUAAUGCCUGUUUUAGAAGCUGUUGCAGGGAUGCCGGAGGCAGAGGGAAAGCUCAUAUCAGUGGAUACUUUCUAUUCAGAAGUUGCUUCUGAAGCAGUUAGCAAAGGGGCUCAUCUUGUAAACGAUAUAUCUGCUGGGCAAUUAGAUUCUAACAUGCUUAGGGUGGUUGCUGGCCUUAGGGUUCCAUAUAUUGCAAUGCACAUGAGAGGGGAACCACAUACAAUGCAAAAUAGCGAAAACUUGCAGUAUGAUGAUGUUUGUAAGCAGAUAGCGUCUGAAAUAUACUCAAGGGUUAAGGAUGCAGAAUUAUCAGGUAUCCCAGCUUGGAGGGUAAUUAUUGACCCUGGAAUUGGAUUCUCAAAGAAAACUGAACAUAAUUUGGACAUCCUAGUGGGAUUACCAAACAUCCGUGCCGAGAUUGCAAGGAAAAGUUUUGGUGUCUCUCAUGCUCCCAUGCUGAUUGGACCCUCCAGAAAGAAAUUUUUAGGUCACAUUUGCUCUCGAAUUGCUGCAGAUGAGAGAGAUCCUGCCACUAUUGCUUGUGUCACUGCCGGUGUUUUGGGUGGAGCAAAUAUUGUACGAGUACAUAAUGUAAGAGACAAUGCAGACUCUGUGAAGGUUUGUGAUGCAAUGCUGAAACAGAGGAGCACCAAAAAUCUCUCUUGAUGUUUGCUUUGUAACGUGACGUUUAUUUAGUUAACGCAGUGUUGUCAGCUUACAAAAGUGCAUGGCAUUAACCAGAUUCUUUGUUUUUUUUUUUUUUUUUUUUUUUUUUUUAAGUCGCCAACCAUGUACUCAGAAAUUUUGUUGUAUUAAUAUUUUUCCUUCAAUAACCUAUUGGAUUUAGCUAUCUUCUCA